Messenger RNA from Ricinus communis (castor bean), 795 nucleotides. RefSeq lists its product as uncharacterized. The record is from RefSeq and is a predicted model, not a curated record. NCBI's taxonomy places the organism in Eukaryota, Viridiplantae, Streptophyta, Magnoliopsida, Malpighiales, Euphorbiaceae. The transcript has a single exon. The coding region runs from base 175 to 597 and encodes 140 amino acids.
CGAAAUUUCCAUCAGACAUGAGACAACCCACACGGUUAUAGGAUCUUCUUUUAAUGCAAUUACUUCUUCUCUCUAUAUAUAUAAUACCCAGAACCCUUUUUCUUGAUCAUCACAAUACCCUCAGAGAUUUCAAGCAUUUCCCAGUAAGGCAGCGACUACCACAAUCAUCUAAUAAUGGCUCAAAUUAUUUUUCUUUGCUUUCUUCUGGUAAAUGCAUUUACGGGUCCUGCCAUGGCUAGUGAUGAGUUUCAUGCCAAUGCCCCAUCACCCGGUCCAUCUUAUAGCAGUCAGCCGCCGAGGAAACUUGGGAAGCAUUCAUCGAUUGCCCCGCAAGCGGCAAAGACUGUGCAUUCUACUGCGGAAGAAAGCAGGUCUUUAGAUAAAAUAGGUACAGCUCCAUCUGAUCUUAUUAAUGGAGAGAAUGUUAGCUUAGAAGGGCAGGUGAUUCACCUUAGAGGCCAUCAUCAUUCAAUAGAUAAGUCGGUCGCCGGUGGUGGUGUGAUUAUCGGCAGCCUUGCUACCACCUUUUUGGUGGCGAUUUUCUGUUACAUUAGAGCUACUAGAAGACACAAAGCUGAGACUGAGAUUACUAAUUAGUGUUUUUGAACGUAUAUAUAAUUACUUAGGUAGAUGACGAUCUGGAUCGAUCAGCCGUCUCUGUUAAACACUGUAAAGAAUGGUUAUUAGAGUUUCGUUUCAUUGUUAAAUUAGUGAAACUGUAAUGUAACGAAAAUAUUAGUUGUAAUGUGUCGUUUCCAUUUGCUUAAUUGAAUUAUUAUGAGCAAGAUCAUAAAA